Molecule: messenger RNA, 841 nt
Organism: Lycium barbarum (goji berry)
Lineage: Eukaryota; Viridiplantae; Streptophyta; Magnoliopsida; Solanales; Solanaceae
Exons: 1
Coding region: 108-668 (186 amino acids)
Source: RefSeq, a predicted model, not a curated record
CGUUAUUCUUAGGUUUGCCGAAAUAGAGAGCAAAACGGCACUUCUAAAUUCAGAAGAAAAAGAAAAAAAAUUAUUCCUUUUUUAUCUUUAAUCAAAAUUCCUUUUUAAUGGAGGCUUCAUCUUCUAGAAGUAAAACUAACGGGUCAAGUUUUCAUCACCAUUUUCAACGAUCCACUUCACCAUCGGGUCGGUUUUGCUCAUACUCAUUGUCUUCUUCCAGCUCUGAUUUCAUGACCCGAUCCACUUCCCCAACCCGGGUCAAUCUUCGCCGAUCCGUUUCACCAUCACCUAACGUCCGUUUCUCCACAUCUGUCAACCGUUCGAUCUCACAUCAACAAAAACAGAACAGCAGGCCGUUACCGUCAAAACAGAAGAAAACAUGUAUGUGUUCACCAACAACACAUCCAGGUUCAUUCCGUUGCAGUCUGCACAAAAACAUGAGUCAAAGUCAUUCAAAUUCAUCGUCGUAUCGAUCGAGUUAUCAACUGAAUAUGAGGAGAUCAGCUAUGACGAAUUCACUUGUUCGAAUUGGAACUGUUGAAGGUGAUUUGGUGAAGAGAGCGCUUGCUGCUUUGAUUCGACCGUCGUCGCAUCAUUUAAGGCGAAGAGAUGAUUUUCAGCCAAGACCUAGCCGCCUAUCCGUUAUGUCCAAGGCUGAAGAUUUAUGAGAGUUUUGUGAAUUGUUUGGAUGUACAGUUAGCUUAUUCCGGGAGAGGCCUUAUAUAUUUUUUUGUAUUUUUCAGGCGUAAACCCCAAAUCCCAAAAUUUUGUGUUGUUUUUUACCGUAUAUCACAGUAUAAUCUAAGAUUUAAUAGCUCAUGCCCGUUCAAUUUAUGUGGCA